Lampris incognitus (smalleye Pacific opah) is the source of this 1748-nucleotide messenger RNA. RefSeq names its product coiled-coil domain-containing protein 149-like. NCBI's taxonomy places the organism in Eukaryota, Metazoa, Chordata, Actinopteri, Lampriformes, Lampridae. The transcript has 12 exons. The record is from RefSeq and is a predicted model, not a curated record. The coding region runs from base 78 to 1748 and encodes 556 amino acids.
GCCAGAGAUCGCUAAAUUAAAUAAAAUGGCGCUUGUUUGAAAUUCGCCUUGUAUUCUCAGAAGGUGAAGCCGGAGAGAUGAAUGUUUCCAGGAGGAGCGAGACUGACUGGCAGGGGUUGGUCAAUGAGUUCCUAGUUUGCAAGCGCAAGUUGGAGAGCAAAAAAGAAGCUCUUUUGAUUUUGUCCAAAGAGCUGGACACCUGUCAACAGGAGAGGGACCAAUACAAACUGAUGGCCAACCAGCUUCGUGAGCGGCACCAAGGACUCAAGAAAAAGUAUAGAGAACUCAUUGACGGAGAUUCUACUUUGCCUCCUGAAAAAAGGAAUCAGGUGAAUUUUGGUCAGUUAUUGAGAGACUCCAAAGACAAAAACAAGCAACUCUCUGAGGAGGUGAAAGAACUGAAGCAACGGCUGGUGGAAGCCCAGGGUGAUAACAAGCUCCUACGAAUGACCAUCACAAGACAGAGGCUGGGCGAUGAAGAGGUUGGUGCUCGACACUUCCCUGCCCAUGAACGAGAGGACCUUGUCAAGCAGUUAGAAAGAGCAAGAGAACAGACCGAGUUGCUGGAGCACAAUGUGAAGUCGCUAACUGAUGAGCUUCAGGAUGUAAGGGCCGAGCGCAAUGUUUUCCAGGAGAAGGCUCACCGUCUUAAUCUGGAAAUGAACCAAGUGUUGGGGAAUGACGACAUACGAAUUUUAGAUAUAGAUGCACUCUGCGUGGAGAACAGGUAUUUACAGGAGCGAUUCAGUCAACUACAGGAGGAGAUCAACAUGCUCAAAGCAAACCUAAUGAAGUACAAGAGUGCACUUGAGAGCAGGAAGAACUGCAAAUUCAUUGGAAAGCCCAACAGCAGUGCACUCACCGGUGUUCUCUCUGCAAAACAAGUGCAAGAGCUGUUAAUCUCUGAAGAAAAUGGCUGCAGUUUACCUGUGACUCCUCAGAGCAUUUCAGACCUCAAGUCCCUUGCCACAGCCCUUUUGGAAACUAUCCAUGAAAAAAAUAUGGUUAUUCAGCACCAACGCCAAACCAACAAGAUUCUUGGAAAUCGAGUGGCAGAUCUGGAAAAGAAACUUAAAAUACUAGAGGCGUCUGGACUAUGGCGACUACCAGGAGGAAGAGACACCAUCAUCCUUAAUGAUAAAAAGCAGACAUCGUCCCUAGAUCCAAAUGACCAGCAAGGGGAUGAUCGAUCAGAAGAAAUGUCUGUGACUGAGCAGAGCUCCCAUGAAACUCCCAGCAAAGUGGACAAACCAGCAACCACACCAGCAAGUCUGAAAGCGUUUCAUGGAGAGCCACCCCCACAAAUCUUUGAAGAGACAUUGCACCAAAAUACCGCUUGCCCAUCUGCUGAGUCACUUCCAGUCAGUCCUCAUGAAGAAAGGCCAAAAAAUGAUGAAUGUCAGAACAGUAGCCAACCACAAAUCACAAAAGAGUCAGUGGCUUUCCCAAGUCAACAGUUGAAAGAGACUGGAUAUUUAUCACCUCCCACAACACCAGAUGGAAAGGUGCCCCAUCUGGCAGAUGGCUGCCAAUUUCAGGGACCUUCACAAGACUGUAUGUCCAUGGAAGGGGAGGAUGAGUUGGAUGACAUGAGGACUGAGAGCACCUCCAUGGUGGGAAACAUUACAGCAUCAUCCACCUCUACACCUGAGGCCAAUUUAAGGUCUGCUGAUGGACAGGAGGUAAUGUCAAGCCAAAAGAUGGUACUUUCAGAUGUAUCAGAUGGGUGUGUUUAUCAGGAAGUCUGA